This is a messenger RNA of Chrysoperla carnea, 948 nucleotides long. RefSeq names its product putative gustatory receptor 28a. Gene Ontology annotation, biological process: sensory perception of taste. The transcript is spliced from 5 exons. The coding region runs from base 1 to 948 and encodes 315 amino acids. Gene Ontology annotation, cellular component: axon; neuronal cell body; membrane. The record is from RefSeq and is a predicted model, not a curated record. Lineage: Eukaryota; Metazoa; Arthropoda; Insecta; Neuroptera; Chrysopidae.
AUGGAAGCUCAUACAAUGAUUGAUGAAGUAGACAAAACUUUACGCGACUUUCAAUGUGACGUUCCAUAUCAAUUUUUUAAAUCAUUUAUUUGUGAUCUGACACAAUGUGUGGUGGAUUCCAUUGUAAUUGGAAUAUUUAUUAAUUUUAUGGUUUGUUUACGCUAUCGGUUUCGUGUGAUUAAUGAGUUACUUGUACGUAAUUCUAAACAAAGUGUCACUACUAAUAUACGUUCAUUAGAAUCUGAGCGCAUUUUAAACGAACAAGAAAUCGAUGCAUUGACAAAAACGCAUGAGAAACUAUGUGAUGUUAGUGAUUCGAUAAGUGAUGCAUUUAGUUUGGUUUUAUUUUGUGAUAUGGCAUAUUUGUUCGUGUUAGUUAUAAUCGACGUGUACCUUGCAAUAAAACUGUUUAUUUUGUUGUUUACGACCGAUAUGAAUGCAGAUGUGGACGAAGAUCGCAUUAGUUUUUGGUUCGCGGUCGCUCAGCAACUCACAUGUGUGGUGGCGAUUUUUUCCAUAAAAUUAAUAUUAUUAGUAUUGAGUGCAGAGUUAGUGAUUGGUGAAGCAUCAAAAACGCAUGCGUUUGUACAUAAAUCAAUUAACUGUUACGAUGAGGAUUCAAUUAGAAAUAAACUAACAAUUUUUCUAACGCAAUUAAUCAACAGAAAACCAACUUUUACACCUUGUGGAUUAUUUGAGUUAAAUUUGCCACUUCUAUUAUCGAUGGUUGGGACGUUAUUUACGUAUAUCAUAAUUCUUAUCCAAUUUGUCGAAUCAGAUGCAGGAUGUAAGCAGUUUUUAACAGAAAUUACCGAUAAUUCUACAAAUUCAAGUCUAGAAAUUGUUGCGAAUGAUACAAGCACAAAUAUGACAAAUAAUUUAAUGAAGUUAAUUGAAUCUGGAAAACAUUUACCGAAUUCAUUUCGUCUACAGUCAACAUGUGAAUAA